AUGACUAUCAUAUUGUUAAUCGUUGAUACGAGCGCUUCAAUGGCGCAAAAGACAUACUUGGGCACAUCAUAUCUGGAUGUUGCGCGUAACAUUAUUGACGCUUUGCAAAAGCAACGCAUGAAAGACGUAGCGACGCGGGGCUAUGAUCGGUUUUUUCUCAUAACCACUGAGGAGUACCCGAACUGCAUCAAGUCUGGAUGGCGCGAGAGCAGUGCCGUACUACACGAGCAGCUGAAGCGUCUACGCCCUCGCGGCCGUGGCUCGAUUUCUGACGCUUUUAUGAAUGCACUAAAAUUCAUCAAUGUGCAUCGUGCCCAAACUGGUUCGUAUGUUCGGUUCACUGUGUGUGCAAUGUGUAUGUGUGCGCUUUUUAUUUAUUGAUU
This is a messenger RNA of Cylicostephanus goldi, 383 nucleotides long. Lineage: Eukaryota; Metazoa; Nematoda; Chromadorea; Rhabditida; Strongylidae. The record is from the annotation of a GenBank genome assembly.